Messenger RNA from Hipposideros armiger (great roundleaf bat), 10108 nucleotides. It is a transcript of the gene PCDH17, whose product is annotated as protocadherin 17. The record is from RefSeq and is a predicted model, not a curated record. The coding region runs from base 2456 to 6019 and encodes 1187 amino acids. Gene Ontology annotation, molecular function: calcium ion binding. Gene Ontology annotation, biological process: homophilic cell-cell adhesion. The transcript is spliced from 5 exons. NCBI's taxonomy places the organism in Eukaryota, Metazoa, Chordata, Mammalia, Chiroptera, Hipposideridae. Gene Ontology annotation, cellular component: plasma membrane.
GCAGAGAGCAGGGACUGCGAGCCCCGCGGAUGCGGCAGCGGCGGAGGGCGGCUGGGGAGACGCUACUCCAACUGUUGAAUUUUCACAUUUCAUUUCCUUCGAUGUUUUGCAUGCGGAGAUGGAUUUAUUUGCUUUGAAAUCCGCACGUCUUUUGCAGGCUGUGAGCUGAUCCUGACAAGCACCAGAUUGAAAGGGACCACCCGUGACAGAAAAGGAGAGGAAAAAAAAAAACACACCAAAAAAACCCCUCCCACAACGGACUGCGCACGUAACUGUGCUCACCGGUGCUGGACUCUGUGAACAGAGAACGUUGAGAGGAAAAUCAUGAACUAUGAUGCGGGGCUAAGCUGUGAACAGUCCCUGGAAUCCUGAUUGUGUUCCUUUAUUUUUCCCAAGACUCUAAAGCUUUGGGGGUUCCUCACGCCUAACCAAAAGGAGAGGUUGUUUUUUUUAAAAAAAAUACAUACACCUAGCAAAACAGACGCCUUGUUUUCCUGAGCCUCGGACUCCAGCAGAAAGAGGUAGAGUAAAAGUGCUGGCGGAUUCAGCUUUACCUUCCUCCUUUCCUCCCUCCCUUUCUCUCGCUUUUUCUUUUCCUCCAAAACAUGAAUCUGGCUUUUUUUCUCUCUCUAUAGAGUGAGUCAGAGAAAGCGUUAGGAGGAAGCCGCAACUAAUAUCUCUGUAAAGGGAGCACCAUGAGGCGAGAGUGAAUACGAUUCGUUCCGCUGCCUCUGACUCAUCCGGCAGAUCGGAACACCUGCAUUUAGGGAUGUGUCAUUCCCGCACGUCCAGGCGCCUCGAGAGCCCGCAAUAGUGUGUAGACAGACCUGUACCUACCAUCCCCUCGGAGGCAGCGCCCCGGGGUGGGCGGCCCUGGCUCGACCGUGCGGCCGCAGCUCCUCACCCCUACCCUCCCCAAGUCGCCCAGAGACUGCGAGAGCGAGACUGCGGGAUGCAUCACGCCAGACCUUGAUGUGUUGCUUUCAUCCAGCCCACUCCUCCUACUAUUAAAAAAAAAUUGAAGGGUUAAAAAAACAAACAAACAAAAAAAAAACAAAAACCGCACUUUAUUCGCUUCUAAUAUUCAUCACUUUUAUUCCUCGCCAAGGUUUUCCUUUCUAGAUGAAGAGGACUGGGAGACAGGGCCAUUGGAAGCAGAUGCUGAAUGGAAAGAAAAGAGGCACUUGACAGCCCAGCCCUGUGAAUGCAGAGACUGUUUUUUCCUUCUAGCGGGAGACAGGGAGAGUGUGUGUGCGAGAACGGGGAGGUGGCUCCCCCUUCCUUUUUAUUCCGCCUCCCCCUCCCCCUUCAGAUCUGCACAUCCGACCAUGAGUUGCCUGUUGAUUUCCUUUCGCCAGGGAAGCAGAGCAAACUGGAAUUAAACUGCAGCGAGAGAAGUCCUUGCUCGCCAGGGAGAGAAUGGGAUGGUAGCGGCGGCUGCUGGCCUCGCGUAGAAAAAUCAGUGUGUGUUCUCCGAAGACAGGCGGAGAUACGUCGAUACGUUUCCCCCUUCCCAACAGACUCAGACCGCAAACGCCGAUCAGGCUGUGUGGCUUUCUGGACUUCGAGGGGGGAGCGCCUUUUCCGAGGAAGAGCGGGAGGAGCUUGGGGGAGGGAGGAAACUACAAAUCGGGACACUAGUUCUUUGCGCUGCAUUUCCUCCCCCUCCCUCUGGCUGCUCGGAAAGGAGAGAGAGUGAGCGAGCCAGAGAGAAAAAAUACGCUUGGCUGGGAGGAUGCAGUCCGCCGUUCCUUCAGCCAGCAGUGCAAGAUUAGAUCUCUAAAUGCAGCAAAACACUGCCUGAAAACAGGCUAGCCCGCGAAGGCAGCAGACAUUUCACACGGCUCCGGGGAAGCUUCAAAAUACAGCCGACUCUCUCCUCGUUGGUCCUCAGCCCCAUCCAUCUCAUCACAGGAGACGAGAAACAAGUAAGGAUUUCACUUUCCGAUCUGCCUGGUGACACACCUCCCCGCUCCCUCCCCCACCCAAUGUGAAGAGUAUUCCGGAGGCUACCGGCGGGAGCGGAUUUGCAGCGCCCUGGUGGGAACGAGGAAAUCCUACGGAUUCUUAGCUCAUUAUCAUCCCUGCCAGACUCGAUUUACUUCUUAUCGCCGGCAUCAUCAACCAAGUUUGAGUCGCCAGAAGUCCGGGUGGCAGAGACAAAGCCCCGGGCUCGCCCCGAGCCGCAGGGAGCCGCCUUGCUCCGUGCCCCUGCAGCUCUGCUGCGCCUCUGCUUCUUGCCCAGUGCGGAUGCUGUAGAUCAACAGGUUCGGGAACUUGAGCGGAAUAAGGAGAGACUGCCGGGUGCCGCAGCCCGGGCGCGGAGGGGAGGAAGGACCCACAGACUUGUGGCUGGCGUCGCGCGCCCACGCUGCGCCGGGGCUCCAGGCUGGCGCGCACCCAUCCGCUGGCCCCUCCAGUCCGGCUGGUCCUGCCCCCACCCCGCCGGUCUGGGAUGUACCUUUCCAUCUGUUGCUGUUUCCUGCUAUGGGCUCCUGCCCUGACGCUCAAAAACCUCAACUACUCGGUGCCGGAGGAGCAAGGGGCCGGCACCGUGAUCGGCAACAUCGGGAAGGACGCUCGGCUGCAGCCGGGGCUUCCGCCCGCAGAGCGCGGCGGCAGCGGCGGCGGGCGCAGCAAGUCCGGCAGCUACCGGGUGCUGGAGAACUCCGCGCCGCACCUGCUGGACGUGGACGUGGAUAGCGGACUCCUUUACACCAAGCAGCGCAUCGACCGCGAGUCCCUGUGCCGCCACAACGCCAAGUGCCAGCUGUCCCUCGAGGUGUUCGCCAACGACAAGGAGAUCUGCAUGAUCAAGGUGGAGAUCCAGGACAUCAACGACAAUGCGCCCUCCUUCCCCUCGGACCAGAUCGAGAUGGACAUCUCCGAGAACGCGGCCCCCGGCACCCGCUUCCCGCUCACCAGUGCACAUGACCCCGACGCCGGCGAGAAUGGGCUCCGCACCUAUCUGCUCACGCGCGACGACCACGGCCUCUUCGCGCUGGACGUCAAGUCCCGCGGCGACGGCACCAAGUUCCCAGAGCUGGUUAUCCAGAAGGCGCUGGACCGCGAGCAGCAGAACCACCACACGCUGGUGCUGACCGCCCUGGAUGGCGGCGAGCCGCCGCGCUCCGCCACCGUGCAGAUCAACGUGAAGGUGAUUGACUCCAACGACAACAGCCCGGUGUUCGAGGCGCCCUCCUACCUGGUGGAGCUGCCCGAGAACGCCCCUCUGGGCACCGUGGUCAUCGAUCUGAAUGCCACCGACGCCGACGAGGGUCCAAACGGCGAGGUGCUUUACUCCUUCAGCAGCUACGUGCCGGACCGCGUGCGGGAGCUGUUCUCCAUCGACCCCAAGACCGGCCUGAUCCGUGUGAAGGGCAACCUGGACUAUGAGGAGAACGGGAUGCUGGAGAUCGACGUGCAGGCCCGAGACCUGGGUCCCAACCCCAUCCCGGCCCACUGCAAGGUCACCGUCAAGCUCAUCGACCGCAAUGACAACGCACCGUCCAUCGGUUUCGUCUCCGUGCGCCAGGGGGCGCUGAGCGAGGCCGCCCCGCCGGGCACCGUCAUCGCCUUGGUGCGGGUCACCGACCGCGACUCGGGCAAGAACGGGCAGCUGCAGUGCCGAGUCCUGGGCGGAGGCACGGCCGGCGGCGGCGGCCUGGGGGGCCCCGGGGGUUCUGUGCCCUUCAAGCUCGAAGAGAACUACGACAACUUCUACACCGUGGUGACUGACCGCCCGCUGGACCGGGAAACACAGGACGAGUACAACGUGACCAUCGUGGCGCGGGACGGGGGCUCGCCUCCGCUCAACUCCACCAAGUCGUUCGCCGUCAAAAUUCUGGACGAGAACGACAACCCGCCUCGUUUCACCAAGGGGCUGUACGUGCUGCAGGUGCACGAGAACAACAUCCCCGGCGAGUACCUGGGCUCGGUGCUCGCCCAGGACCCAGACCUGGGCCAGAACGGCACCGUGUCCUACUCCAUCCUGCCCUCGCACAUCGGCGACGUGUCCAUCUACACGUACGUGUCUGUGAACCCCACCAACGGGGCCAUCUACGCCCUGCGCUCCUUCAACUACGAGCAGACCAAGGCUUUUGAGUUCAAGGUGCUCGCUAAGGACUCGGGGGCGCCCGCGCACCUGGAGAGCAACGCCACGGUGAGGGUGACGGUGCUGGACGUGAACGACAACGCGCCGGUGAUCGUGCUGCCCACGCUGCAGAACGACACCGCUGAGCUGCAGGUGCCCCGCAACGCGGGCCUGGGCUACCUGGUGAGCACCGUGCGCGCCCUGGACAGCGACUUUGGCGAGAGCGGGCGCCUCACCUACGAGAUCGUAGACGGUAACGACGACCACCUGUUUGAGAUCGACCCGUCCAGCGGCGAGAUCCGCACGCUGCACCCGUUCUGGGAGGACGUGACGCCGGUGGCGGAGCUGGUGGUGAAGGUGACUGACCACGGCAAGCCCACCCUGUCCGCCGUGGCCAAGCUCAUCAUCCGCUCGGUCAGCGGCUCCCUGCCCGAGGGCGUGCCCCGCGUGAACGGGGAGCAGCACCACUGGGACAUGUCGCUGCCGCUCAUCGUGACUCUGAGCACGAUCUCCAUCAUCCUCCUAGCGGCCAUGAUCACCAUCGCCGUCAAGUGCAAGCGCGAGAACAAGGAGAUCCGCACUUACAACUGCCGCAUCGCCGAGUACAGCCACCCGCAGCUGGGCGGGGGCAAGGGCAAGAAGAAGAAGAUCAACAAGAACGAUAUCAUGCUGGUGCAGAGCGAGGUGGAGGAGCGGAACGCCAUGAACGUCAUGAACGUGGUGAGCAGCCCCUCCCUGGCCACCUCCCCCAUGUACUUCGACUACCAGACCCGCCUGCCCCUCAGCUCGCCCCGGUCGGAGGUGAUGUACCUCAAACCGGCCUCCAACAACCUGACUGUGCCCCAGGGGCACGCGGGCUGCCACACCAGCUUCACCGGACAAGGGACUAAUGCGAGCGAGACCCCUGCCACUCGGAUGUCCAUAAUUCAGACAGACAAUUUUCCCGCAGAGCCCAAUUACAUGGGCAGCAGGCAGCAGUUUGUUCAAAGCUCCACGUUUAAGGACCCAGAAAGAGCCAGCCUGAGAGACAGUGGGCACGGGGACAGUGAUCAGGCUGACAGUGACCAAGAUACUAACAAAGGCUCCUGCUGUGACAUGUCUGUUAGGGAGGCACUCAAGAUGAAAACGACGUCAACUAAAAGCCAACCGCUUGAACAAGCAUUCCCGACUUUGCUUUCCUUUGCUAUCCUCACCCUACACACCAUCACAACUAGACUUCAGUCUGUUGAUCUGCUUCCUCCAGAACCAGAAGAGUGCGUUAAUUGCACGGAUGAAUGCCGAGUGCUUGGUCAUUCUGACAGGUGUUGGAUGCCACAGUUCCCUGCAGCCAAUCAGGCUGAAAAUGCAGAUUACCGCACAAAUCUCUUCGUACCCACGGUGGAAACGAAUGUGGAGACUGAGUCGUACGAAACUGUGAAUCCCACUGGGAAAAAGACUUUUUGUACAUUUGGAAAAGACAAGCGAGAGCACACUAUUCUCAUUGCCAAUGUGAAACCUUAUUUAAAAGCCAAACGUGCCCUGAGCCCUCUCCUCCAGGAGGUCCCCUCAGCAUCCAGCAGCCCGACCAAGGCCUGCGUCGAGCCUUGCACCUCAACAAAAGGCACUCUGGAUGGUUGCGAGGCGAAAGCAGGAGCCCUGGCCGAAGCGAGCAGCCAGUACGUGCCCACUGACAGUCAGUACCUGUCGCCCAGUAAGCAGCCCAGAGACCCUCCCUUCCCAGCUUCCGAUCAGAUGGCAAGGGUCUUCGCAGACGUGCAUUCCAGAGCCAGCCGGGAUUCCAGCGAGAUGGGGGCCGCUCUGGAGCAGCUGGACCACCCCAACAGGGAUCUGGGUCGAGAGUCCGUGGAUGCAGACGAGGUCGUGAGAGAAAUCGAUAAGCUUCUGCAGGACUGCCGGGGCAAUGACCCUGUGGCUGUGAGAAAGUGAUGGGGGGGGAGGGAAAAUGAGCAUUGGCAUUUUCUUGUCUCUUCUGUUGAUUUAAAUAUGAUGCCUCCUGGUGACAACCCGGUAGACGGGGAUGAAGAGAGACCAAUGCUACUUUAAGGCUUUUAGUGAACAUCUGAAGUGCCCACAAGUAUGUUCUUUUCACUGCUGUUUCUUUUUCAGAUAACAAUGGUUUUUGUUUUGACCAAACUUCUAUUAGGACAGAAAUAAUGAUGCUCAAAGAGAAAAGAAAAAAAGGGAGAGAUAGAGAGAGAGAGAAGAAAAAGGAGAGAAGAUACAGGAGGCUGAGGAAGCAAGUUACCUUUUGACAAUCUGUUAGGAAGGUAUGCCGUGAGAGCCUUGACCUAUUUCUGACCACUCUGAGACUGUCCUCCGUGAUUUAUGCUGACUUAACUGUUUACCUAUAAACCCCAUACAAAGCAGGGUCAUAAUUUGUGAUCUGUGGUGGAUUUCUAGCAGUCCUCAUAGGCUUCUACUGAAAGUCCCGAGAAGACCUUGCAGUAGUCCAAGCUACACCAAACAUUAACACGUAUUUGUGGUAAACAUUUCUGUACAAAGUUACCUGCCACACAUAUAAAACACAAACAACAUUCCAUAUCAUGAGUCGGAGAAAAAUUUAAAAAGCAAAAAAAAAAAUAAAUAAAUAAACUUGGUCAUUUGUAAGACACCUUAUGUUGUAUAAAAGUUAAGUGUAAAAAGAUAUAGUCCAUUUUGUCCUGCACACACAUAGACUAAUUCACUUCAUUAAAGGAGAAGAAGCUGUAAAGGUUAAAAAUGCCUCUUUAGCAUUUUAGUGUCCACAAACAUCUAAACAAGGGUGGAUAUGUUUUCGAGUUGACCUAGAAAAGUUUUGAAAAAAUUGAGAAUAUUCAGAGAAAAUUUAUGCUGGGACUAUGUGCUACUCAUUUGUGGACACUAAAAUAGCUCAGGAAAGUGAAAAACGUCUUAGACAUACACAGAUCACAUGACCAUUUAAAUGUGCAAAUGUAUGAAGAUUCAAUGUGUUUACAUCAAAUGACAUAUUUUUUAUUGAUUUAUUGCAGAUUCAGUGCAUAUGAGCCAAAUUGUUGAGUGUAUAAGAGCUAUAUUGUGUAUUUUAUUAAAUUAAUAUAUAGUUGUGUUGCAAAAAUAUUUGGGCUUAUAUUGUAAAUGGCAAGUGUCGCCUCGGUAGCUGUCGAACUCUAUGAGUUUUGUUUUUUCCUGCUUCCUUUUCCCCAUGGAGUGUGGGAAGCAGUGCCUGAGAGCAAAGUCUCUUGUUUAAUGUAUAGUCUCCCAAGUACUACAGUACAUAAUCUGUUCAAAAUGUGUUUGAGUGAGCUGAUGGAGCUAUCUGAAAGGUCAAAAAACGACAUCUGUCCGUCAUGAUUAUGUGCAAGUCCUUGUAGAAGCUUUUAUUAAAGUCAUGCUAAAUCAUAAGAAUUACAUUUGUACCAAUAACUGAACCUUCUUCAUGUUUCCUCAAUGACACACAGAUUCGGCCUUUGUAGAUACCAUACUGUUUGUUGAUUAGUUUUUAAAAGUAUGUUGGGUGGUUCAAGAUGUGUGUUUCCCUUUACUUCAAAACCAUGAAAAAUGCUUUGAUGCAUGUGUGAUACCAGCAUUGGUUACUUGCAUUGUGUAGUGUUUUUCAGGAGGUCUGGGUCUUCACGAAACGGUCUUCCUUUUUUUCAGCACCCUUCUGCCUCUUGUUUCUUGGCAUCCUUUGAGAACAAUGCACCUUCUAUUCCUUCAUUGGGUGACAUCUUUUCUUGUGACAUUUAGCAAGUUUCAAACGUACUUCCAGAUGAGGCUAGGACACCUCAAAUUUCAGGAAUUGGGGAAACAUAAAAUUAUCACUUGCAGAAGUUAGUAGCAGCAGAUGGGGAAAUGCCUUGAUUGACAUUAUCCUUCCGUGUUUAAAUUUUUUGGCAUUUUACAGCUUCAUGACAAACAGCUUCCAGCCCAUACCUUAGAAAAUGUGGUGCUGAGUUAAAUAAAGGCUGUUUGUGCACUGGAGCAAACAAACAAAAAAAUGCAUUAUUUGCAAACUGGUGGGGAACUCUGUGCCUUUUUUUCUGGCCACUAAGCCAGUGUAGAAACAGCAUAAAUGUCGUAAAAUUCUUCUAUGAAAAUUAGAAAAACAAGAAUAAAAACAAACAUUGAACUGGAUUCAGUUUUGUAAUUUCAAACUUCAACAAAUUCAACUGAAAAUAUUUCUGUCAGAUGCUGUCAAGACUUUAGACUGUACCUCGUUUGCAAAACUGCUUUGAAAGGAAGAGUGGACAACUCCCAUCAGCCUUAUUCUCGCGAGAACUGAAUUUGGUUCCUAGUAACAGCCUUUCCAAAGUUCUAGUCUUGAUUUUUCUUAUUCGUCAAUGUUUAAAUUAGAAAAGAAAGGAUCUUGUACAUGUGAAACCUAAUUGACUAUAUUUUGGACAAUUUAUGUAUCUGAAAUGUGUUGUCUCUGUUAUAUGAUGUUAUUUUCUGCCAGGAGACUGACUACAGGUUGAUUUAGCUCGAUAGCAGAAAUUUGAUGGGAAACCAAUUUCCAUUUCGUCUUCCCAGUGUUGCCUCUCUCUUACUAGACAGAUAGCCAAUUAGGGAAAUCUAAGGCACUAUGUAAAUGAAACCAACAAAGAGAGUAGGGUUUAUUUUAAAAACAUGCUUAACGUGGAGUAACCGGUUGUUCAAUUUAUUAUAUGUGUCUGAAGACAUUAAAACACUAGAAGAUUUUAAGGAUUGGUUGUGCCCAUGUGUGAGGGAUUUACCUUUAGGCCAUCUGUCACCAGUGAUUUACUAGUGUUAGCUGUUUAACACAUUAUCUGUAUUUAGUAGUGAUUAUUUAUUUACAAGUGGGUGGUAAUUCAGCAGUCAGGACUUGAAGCUUUUAUAGUUGAGUUGAGGGAACCUUGCUUUUAUCCGUUUGGCUGGCAACUGCCUUUAUCACAGACCUCUGGUGCUUGGCUUCCAAGGAAGUCCAUGAGAUGCCAAAAUCACCCCUUUGGGGAGCAGAUUGCUCUAAGGGGUGAUGCAUGAUCAAACAGUGAUAGUACUAGGGGUUUCAGCAUCACUCAGAAUCUGAAAAAAAUUGUCUUGAUUCACAUCCUCCAUUUACUAACCCCUCAAAAAAAAUAUCCCACACGUUUAAAAUGAAUAAUUGGAUAACACUUUGUCUUUUAGCUCCUUAAAUAACUGAAGUCAAGCACAGAAAAAGAAAUUGAUGGGAAUUUUUGUAAGAAAGUCAACGUUUUAGAAAUUUAUUGAUGAACUAAAACAGAUCAGUAACAAAACAAUCUUUUCAUUAAACAUGAAUGAUGAAAGAUCUUUUCAUCAAAGGUAAAAGUAGUGAGAAUCAGUGUUAGUGACACCUAUACCAAAGUAAACAUUAAAGGGACAUAUCAUGCAAUUUCAAAGAAUGCUGUCAUAAUUCUUAACCCGACAUACUUAUUGCAAGCGAUAUACAAAGAUUGGCUCACUACUCCAUAAAUUAAUUGAAUUCCUAUUUGAGAAAUUGACUUGUUCUGUUUUCCUACAUUAACUGAGAUUUUGUAAAACAUGACUUCCCUUUAAAGGACCUGGGCCCUGCUCAAUUUAAAAAAUGACACCAUAAAAAAAAAGUAAAAAAAAAAAGUCAUGUAGUAAUAGAGCAGUAUGCUUUAUUAGAACCAGGUUAAAAGCUGUUUAUUGCCUAAUGGAGAAGUUGCUGAGGUCAACAGGUAGAUUGAAGUCUGGCAUAAUAUAUGCCCAGUCAUUAUUGUCUAAUUACAUUCUUUGGACAACAGAUGGCAUUUAUCAGAGCAUUGAUUCAAAUGAGAACUUUGGCAAUCAAGAUGUGUUGAUUUGAAACGUAAUUGAAUGAGACCUGAUUAAAGUGUGACUUUCCUGGCCCCAGCGUUUGGCAGGUUGGCUAUCCCCAUUUAUCAGCCCCAUCACUCCAUAAGGUUCUCAGCUGCACCAAGUAAUUGGUGAACAAAGACGACAACAAAAGCAGCAUACAUUGUAUGGAUUUAUCUCAAUGCUAUUGUUUAAUGGCUGUGUUUAAUGUGACCUAUUUGGAAAAUGAGGACUCCGAAUAAAAAGCUAUUACUAAUA